Molecule: messenger RNA, 990 nt
Organism: Phytophthora sojae
Lineage: Eukaryota; Oomycota; Peronosporomycetes; Peronosporales; Peronosporaceae
Exons: 3
Coding region: 1-990 (329 amino acids)
Source: RefSeq, a predicted model, not a curated record
AUGCUGCGACUCGUAGCGCGCCAAGCCGCCUCGCGAUACCGCUCCCGGCAGCGCCCACCAGCGUCUGCAGACAUCUUCGGAUCUACGGUGCUAGGAGGAGAGACGGGCUCAGACAGUGUUCUGGAUAGUAUCAAGGAGGACGCCCAACAGGAGACCGAAGUCUACCAGGGGAGGUCCCCGUGGGAGCAGAAGAUUCUGGCAGCACUGCGGACGUACAAGGACUUGAAUGGCGAUCUCCUCGUGCCCCAGUCGCUUGUGAUUCCCACAGGGGAUGAGCGCUGGCCAUCGGUGACGUGGGGAUACAAGCUAGGGACUGCGGUGAGAGAUCUCCGGUGGAGGCUCCAGAGCAAGUCGCCUCUUCCCACUGGGAUGAAGGAGGAGCUGGAGAAAAUGAGCUUCGUCAAGAACAUGGCCCAAUAUAAGUGGGAUAACAUUGUCCUGCCGGCGCUGCAGAGGUUUCAUCAAGUGCACGAGCACACAGAUGUCCCGCACGAAUUUGUCGUCCCACGCGAUGACGAAACGUGGCCAAGACUGGCGUGGGGUUAUCGACUGGGAUACACAGUCCACCGCAUUCGACAGAAGGAAGUGUAUACCGCUCAAGUGGCCAUGUCAAAGGAAGAGCUGGACAGGAUGGACUUCUGCUACGGCAUGUCGAUCGUUGAACGUCGCUGGACGGAGAAGAUUUUGCCAUCAUUUCACGUGUAUCGCCAAGAGUUCGGAGACUGCAUCAUUCCCACGGCGUUUGUUGUCCAGCAUUGCGGGCGUGACAUUGAACACUUAGACGAGCUUGGAUUGAAUCUCAAGUUGUCUUCACGAACGUGGAAAGAGCGCGUGGUGCCAUUGCUGAGCAUGUACGCUGAGCUGCAUGGAGAAGAGGAAAUUCCACACGAUUUCGUGAUUCCUUCGGAGGCGCCGUGGGAGGAAAAACUGUGGGGUGUUCGACUGGGGCUCAUUGUAGCUCGGAAUCCGCAGUUCGCAUCCCGGGAGUGA